Messenger RNA from Penicillium pulvis, 1212 nucleotides. RefSeq lists its product as uncharacterized. The transcript has a single exon. The record is from RefSeq and is a predicted model, not a curated record. Bases 1 to 1212 code for a protein of 403 amino acids. Lineage: Eukaryota; Fungi; Ascomycota; Eurotiomycetes; Eurotiales; Aspergillaceae.
AUGGAGAUCCUCGUCCAUGUUUCUGCCCCCAGUAGGGCUCAGGACGAUGCACGAUACCGUGCUCAGGUUGCCGCCAUCCUGGCCCAGUCCACGGACACCCGCGAUAGCCCAACGCAGUCAGCCGUUCAUUCCGUCUCAGUCGACCGGCAGGAUCCCCCCUGCGGACUGCCUCGCUCGGACCAUCUGGCGACUCCAGCUAUUCCUCUUCCAGAAUCGGCCCUCAAGCCCCAGCCGAUCGCUACCGAGAUCGGUUCCAGCCAGGCGGUACCUUUAGAUCUUGUCCAUCAGCCUGUGUUAGAUUCUCUCGAUAGUCUGAUCAGCGUCAUCCCAGAGUCUUUGCCGGACAUAUGCCAGGCUUCUCACUCGGAUCCAGAUCCAUUUGUUGGAUAUCUGGAUCCACCGACGGGAAACAAUCCGCCUAAAAAACGCCGGAUCGACUCUGCUUCCCAGAAACAUGGACUGGCCAUUUCAAGCACCACAUCGAUAGCCACCACUAUUGCGCCAGAUUCACCACCACUUCCUAAUGAUACUCAUGCUUCCCCUAGUCCUCUUCCUACGCUUAUACCCACAAUUCCAUGCAAAGCUCCACAUCAUCCACCCCUUCCCCUAGAGAUCCGACCCCCUCCACCACCCAUUUCUACUUUCCCCUUCACCAGUCAUAUCACCCCGACACUUUCAAUGCUCACGGAGCGACUCAAGCCUACACGGACCUAUAAACCACGCUACCAGACUCGGUCCCUGGAUCCACUCGAGCGCGGCUACUGGGCUGUCAAUAUCAACAUCUGGCCGGAGAACCAGAUCGGACAGGGAAAGGACCUGGAGAAUCGACCAAACCCAAAUGCAGACCCGGAAUCGGACCCGCAAACUAAUGUUGAUGGCCCAUCAGAAGCGGAUCAAAUUCGAGAUUGGGAUGUCACCUUUUUCGAUCGCUUCUGGUCCUUCCUCUCCGACUUUGUGGGCAAAGACGCCCGCGCCGGUUGGGGUGUCUGGUGUUUUCUCGAGCAUGCACCUUUACCGGAAUUCCUAUCCACUGCAAGAUCUGGGGAGGUUGCGAUGGACAGAUCAGUUCCGGUGCUACUAAAGGUUUAUGCGUGGGGUGAGGUAGCCAUGCACAUGUAUCUGCUCUUGUUCUUAGCGAGUGAGCGGCGUAUUCGGAAGAUGGGGCCACAAUGGAGGGACUCAUCCGAUGCAGUGGUGAUUCAAAUGCCAUGA